CAUCACACAGAAGGGGUAUGAGAAGAAGAGAGCAAAGCUGCUGGCUCCAUAUGUUCCACAAACCCAAGGGGUUGAUCCAGCAUUACAGAAGGAAUCCAAACCUCAGAUGCCAGUUCCAUCUGCAGCUCCAGCCUCAGCAUCAUCCUCCUCAUCCUCAUCCUCAUCCAAAUUCCACCGGGCUCGCUCAGGGGGAGCCAGGGAUGAGCGCUAUCGAUCAGACAUCCACACAGAAGCCGUGCAGGCAGCGCUGGCCAAGCACAAGGAGCAGAAGAUGGCCCUGCCCAUGCCCACCAAGCGCCGCUCCACCUUCGUCCAGUCCCCGGCCGACGCCUGCACUCCCCCAGACACGUCUUCCGCCUCCGAGGACGAGGGCUCGCUCAGGCGCCAGGCUGCUCUCUCUGCUGCAUUGCACCAGAGCUUACAGAAUGCUGAGUCUUGGAUCAACCGAUCUGUUCAGGGGUCAUCCACAUCCUCAUCAGCAUCCUCUACACUUUCCCAUGGAGAAGGCAAAGGGACCAGUGGGUCACUAGCUGAUGUUUUUGCCAAUACUCGAAUAGAAAGUUUCUCAGUCCCCCCAGAUGUCACAGCAACUACCUCCACCCCCUCAGCACGGCCAGCAGCCAUCGACCUCCCUCCCUCUGGAAUUGUCAAGGGGAUGCACAAGGGAUCCAACCGCUCCAGCCUGAUGGACACUGCAGAUGGUGUUCCUGUGAGCAGCAGAGUCUCCACAAAAAUCCAGCAGUUGCUGAAUACCUUGAAAAGACCUAAAAGGCCACCCCUGAAGGAAUUCUUUGUGGAUGAUUUUGAAGAAAUUGUGGAAGUUCCCCAGCCUGACCCGAACCAGCCCAAGCCCGAGGGCCGCCAGAUGACCCCGGUGAAGGGGGAGCCCCUGGGGGUGGUUUGUAAUUGGCCUCCUGCCCUGGAAGCAGCUCUGCAGCGCUGGGGAACCACUCAGGCCAAGUGUCCCUGCCUGACAGCCCUGGAUGUGACAGGAAAACCAGUUUAUACCCUCACCUAUGGAAAGCUGUGGAGCAGAAGUCUCAAGCUGGCCUACACCCUGCUGAAUAAACUGGGCACCAAAAACGAGCCUGUCUUAAAACCUGGAGACAGGGUGGCCCUUGUGUACCCCAACAACGACCCUGUGAUGUUCAUGGUGGCAUUUUAUGGCUGUCUGCUGGCAGAAGUGAUCCCAGUGCCUAUAGAGGUACCUCUUACCAGAAAGGAUGCUGGUGGGCAGCAGAUUGGUUUCCUGCUGGGGAGCUGUGGCAUUGCUCUGGCCCUCACCACUGAAGUGUGUCUGAAAGGGCUCCCAAAAACCCAGAAUGGAGAAAUUGUGCAGUUUAAAGGUUGGCCCAGACUCAAAUGGGUUGUGACAGAUUCAAAAUAUCUCUCCAAAUCUCCCAAGGAUUGGCAGCCCAACAUCUCAGCAGCAGGAACUGAGCCAGCAUAUAUUGAGUACAAGACCAGCAAGGAGGGCAGUGUCAUGGGUGUCACCGUGUCCAGGGUGGCCAUGCUGGCUCACUGCCAGGCCCUGUCCCAGGCCUGCAACUACUCUGAAGGUGAAACCAUCGUGAAUGUGCUGGAUUUUAAGAAGGAUGCAGGGCUGUGGCAUGGCAUUCUGACGAAUGUGAUGAACAAGCUGCACACUAUCAGCGUGCCCUACUCUGUGAUGAAAACCUGUCCUCUCUCCUGGGUGCAGAGGGUUCACGCCCACAAAGCUAAAGUGGCUCUGGUCAAGUGUCGGGACUUGCACUGGGCCAUGAUGGCCCAUCGGGACCAGAGGGACGUGAGCCUGAGCUCGCUGCGCAUGCUGAUCGUCACCGACGGGGCCAACCCCUGGUCUGUUUCCUCCUGUGAUGCCUUCCUGAGCUUGUUUCAGAGCCAUGGGCUGAAACCAGAGGCGAUUUGUCCCUGUGCCACCUCCCCCGAGGCGAUGACCGUGGCGAUCCGGAGGCCUGGAGUCCCUGGGGCCCCUUUGCCAGGCAGAGCCAUCCUGUCCAUGAACGGGCUGAGUUUUGGGGUGAUCCGGGUCAACACUGAAGAUAAAAACUCUGCUCUCACUGUCCAGGACGUGGGGCACGUGAUGCCAGGAGGCAUGAUGUGUAUAGUGAAACCAGAUGGGCCACCCCAGCUCUGUAAAACAGAUGAGAUUGGUGAGAUCUGUGUGAGCUCCAGAGCAGGAGGAAUGAUGUACUAUGGGCUGGCAGGGGUGACAAAGAACACUUUUGAGGUGAUCCCUGUGAACUCCUCUGGCUCUCCAGUGGGGGAAGUGCCCUUCGUGCGCUCCGGCUUGCUGGGAUUUGUUGGCCCUGGCAGUUUGGUGUUUGUGGUUGGGAAGAUGGACGGGUUGCUGACGGUGAGUGGGAGGAGGCACAACGCCGACGACAUCGUGGCCACUGGGCUGGCAGUGGAGUCCAUCAAAACAGUUUACAGAGGAAGGAUUGCAGUGUUCUCUGUGUCUGUGUUCUACGACGAGAGGAUCGUGGUGGUGGCAGAGCAGAGGCCAGAUGCCUCUGAGGAGGACAGCUUCCAGUGGAUGAGCAGGGUGCUGCAGGCCAUUGACAGCAUUCACCAAGUGGGUGUUUACUGCCUUGCUCUGGUGCCAGCCAACACAUUGCCAAAAACUCCUCUGGGAGGGAUCCACAUCUCCCAAACCAAGCAGCACUUUCUGGAGGGCUCUCUGCACCCCUGCAACAUCCUCAUGUGCCCACACACGUGUGUGACUAACUUGCCAAAGCCCAGGCAGAAACAGCCAGGUGUGGGCCCUGCCUCUGUGAUGGUGGGGAACCUGGUUGCUGGGAAGAGAAUUGCUCAAGCCUCUGGGAGAGAUCUGGGUCAAAUAGAGGACAAUGAUUUAGUUAAAAAGCACCAGUUCCUGACAGAAGUGUUGCAGUGGAGAGCUCAAGCCACUCCUGACCACCCACUCUUCCUUUUAUUGAAUGCCAAGGGAACCACUGUGUGCACGGCCACCUGCCUGCAGCUGCACAAAAAGGCUGAGAGGAUUGCAUCAGUGCUGUGUGACAAAGGCCAUCUCAAUGCAGGGGACAAUGUGGUGCUUCUUUAUCCUCCUGGCAUUGAGCUGAUCACAGCCUUCUAUGGCUGCCUGUACUCGGGCUGUGUCCCUGUCACCGUGCGCCCGCCCCACGCCCAGAGCCUGGUGGCCACGCUGCCCACAGUGAGGAUGAUCGUGGAGGUCAGCAAAGCUGCCUGCAUCCUCACAACCCAGACCUUGAUGAGGCUGCUCAAGUCCAGAGAGGCAGCUGGGGCUGUGGAUGUGAAAACCUGGCCAACCAUCAUCGACACAGAUGACUUGCCCAGGAAGCGACUGGCCCAGAUCUACAAGCCACCCACACCUGAAAUGUUGGCUUAUCUAGAUUUUAGUGUUUCCACAACAGGCAUGCUCACAGGAGUAAAGAUGUCCCAUGCUGCUGUCAGUGGCCUCUGCAGGGCCAUCAAGCUGCAGUGUGAGCUCUACUCCUCCCGGCAGAUUGCCAUUUGUCUGGACCCCUACUGCGGGCUGGGAUUUGUGCUCUGGUGCCUUUGCAGUGUGUAUUCUGGACAUCAGUCAAUUUUAAUUCCUCCUAUGGAGCUGGAAUCCAAUCUUUUUCUCUGGUUAUCUACUGUCAGCCAGUAUAAAAUAAGGGACACUUUCUGUUCCUAUUCAGUCAUGGAACUGUGUACAAAGGGACUUGGAAACCAAGUUGAAAUGUUAAAGGCCCGAGGCAUUAACCUGUCCUGUGUGAGGACCUGCGUGGUGGUGGCCGAGGAGCGGCCGCGGGUCUCCCUCACUCACUCCUUCUCCAAACUCUUCAAGGACAUCGGCCUGUCCCCCCGAGCUGUCAGCACCACCUUUGGCUCACGGGUCAACGUGGCCAUCUGCUUACAGGGAACAUCGGGGCCCGAUCCCACCACGGUGUAUGUAGACCUGAAAUCCUUGAGACAUGACAGGGUCCGUCUGGUGGAACGAGGAGCUCCUCAGAGCCUGCUGCUCUCUGAGUCUGGGAAGAUUCUGCCUGGAGUCAAAGUGGUCAUUGUCAAUCCAGAGACAAAAGGGCCUCUGGGAGAUUCUCACCUUGGGGAGAUCUGGGUGAACAGCCCCCACACAGCCAGCGGCUACUACACCAUCUACGACAACGAGACCCUGCAGGCCGACCACUUCAACACGCGCCUGAGCUUCGGCGACGCGGCGCAGACGCUCUGGGCGCGCACCGGCUACCUGGGGUUUGUCAGGAGAACAGAGCUGACCGCUGCCAGCGGAGAGCGCCACGACGCCCUGUACGUGGUGGGAGCCCUGGAUGAGACCCUGGAGCUGCGGGGGCUGCGCUACCACCCCAUCGACAUCGAGACCUCGGUGUCCCGCACCCACAGGAGCAUCGCCGAGUGCGCCGUGUUCACCUGGACCAACCUGCUGGUGGUGGUGGUGGAGCUGUGUGGCUGUGAGCAGGAGGCUCUGGAUCUGGUUCCUCUGGUCACCAACGUGGUGCUGGAGGAGCAUUACCUGAUCGUGGGGGUGGUGGUGGUGGUGGACCCUGGAGUCAUCCCCAUCAACUCCCGGGGCGAGAAGCAGCGGAUGCACCUGCGGGACAGUUUCCUGGCAGAUCAGCUGGACCCCAUCUAUGUUGCCUACAACAUGUGAUGGGGACAGGAGGGAUGAGGGUGCUUAGGAAAAUGAAGCUGGUGAAAAUUACUAAUACUUGAUCUCAAGUUUGAAGUUGCUGCCACAUUCCCUCCCUGCCGUGCUGGGGGUUUCAGGAAAUGUGGGAAGCAGCAGCAAACGUUUGUAACAGUUUACUGAACCAUGAGCUUUAGAGAACUGCAAAGUGGGAAAGUGUGUGAGCUACCAACCCCCAAGGCCUUGACAGUAGUGUUACUUUUUCACCCCUUGUACAUAUUUGUAUUUUUAUCUAAUCCCGGGUUAGGAUUCUAUAAGGGGAGGGUUUAUUUAGUUAAGAUAAUAAACUAUUAAAAGGGUCAUCAGAGUUCUGCAGUUCCCUACUCCAUGAUCUCCUUUCACACAACUUCUUGACAAUUGUGCCAUGACCAAAUCAAUAACUUACAGAAUCAAGAGUUGCUUAUUCAUAUAGAGAUUUCUG
This is a messenger RNA of Ficedula albicollis (Collared flycatcher), 5093 nucleotides long. It is a transcript of the gene DIP2B, whose product is annotated as disco interacting protein 2 homolog B. The transcript is spliced from 37 exons. NCBI's taxonomy places the organism in Eukaryota, Metazoa, Chordata, Aves, Passeriformes, Muscicapidae. The record is from RefSeq and is a predicted model, not a curated record. Bases 107 to 4636 code for a protein of 1509 amino acids.